Messenger RNA from Acomys russatus (golden spiny mouse), 940 nucleotides. It is a transcript of the gene Cbx5, whose product is annotated as chromobox 5. NCBI's taxonomy places the organism in Eukaryota, Metazoa, Chordata, Mammalia, Rodentia, Muridae. The transcript has 6 exons. Gene Ontology annotation, cellular component: pericentric heterochromatin; nucleus. The coding region runs from base 347 to 922 and encodes 191 amino acids. Gene Ontology annotation, molecular function: chromatin binding. Gene Ontology annotation, biological process: negative regulation of transcription by RNA polymerase II; chromatin organization. The record is from RefSeq and is a predicted model, not a curated record.
AGAAAGUUAAGCCUUUUAACUUUUUCCGUUUGCCUCUCUUCCUCAGUCUAGUACGGCUGCCAGUUGCCAUGGCAACGGACUGGGACAGCUGCGCAGUGGCGCCCAGGCAGCUGGGUGGGGGCGGGGGAGCUGCCAGCCCGCCAAGCCCCAGACCUGGGAGGGGAGGCCCCUCCUGUUAGCCCAGAGGGAAAGAACGAACUGGGGCGAUCCGGCAGGGAAAGCCAUAACCACAAUGCUAAACUGCAUGCUUCCAACAUGGGGCUGGUUUUAACCCAGCGCUCUGACCUAAUCUGCUCAUCUCCCGGAAAUUCCAAGGAACCUGGUGGCCAGACUCCUUCAGGCGGACAUGGGAAAGAAAACCAAGAGGACAGCCGACAGCUCUUCCUCAGAGGAUGAGGAGGAGUACGUGGUGGAGAAGGUGCUGGAUAGGCGCAUGGUCAAGGGGCAAGUGGAGUAUCUGCUGAAGUGGAAAGGCUUUUCUGAGGAGCAUAAUACCUGGGAACCUGAGAAGAACUUGGAUUGUCCUGAACUAAUUUCUGAGUUUAUGAAGAAGUAUAAGAAGAUGAAGGAGGGUGAAAACAACAAGCCACGGGAGAAGUCAGAAGGAAACAAGAGGAAAUCCAGUUUCUCCAGCAGUGCUGAUGAUAUAAAAUCUAAAAAAAAGAGAGAGCAGGGCAAUGACAUCGCCCGUGGCUUCGAGAGAGGGCUGGAACCAGAAAAGAUCAUCGGUGCAACAGAUUCAUGUGGCGACUUAAUGUUCUUAAUGAAAUGGAAAGACACAGAUGAAGCUGACCUGGUUCUUGCAAAAGAAGCUAAUGUGAAGUGUCCACAGAUUGUGAUAGCAUUUUAUGAGGAGAGACUGACGUGGCAUGCAUACCCAGAGGAUGCUGAAAACAAAGAGAAAGAAAGCGCCAAGAGCUAAGGGAGGGGUGGUCUCUGU